Messenger RNA from Sphaerodactylus townsendi, 835 nucleotides. RefSeq names its product ribosomal protein S9 (gene RPS9). Lineage: Eukaryota; Metazoa; Chordata; Lepidosauria; Squamata; Sphaerodactylidae. The record is from RefSeq and is a predicted model, not a curated record. The coding region runs from base 172 to 756 and encodes 194 amino acids. Gene Ontology annotation, molecular function: structural constituent of ribosome; rRNA binding. Gene Ontology annotation, biological process: positive regulation of translational fidelity; translation. Gene Ontology annotation, cellular component: cytosolic small ribosomal subunit. The transcript has 5 exons.
GAGCCGGCAUCUAUAGGUCGGCGGCAAAGCGUCGUCAUUCUAUUGGCUUCGGUGGAUGGAAGGCGGGACUAUGCCAGGUUCUAUAUAAGCCGAGUUUGCGGAUCGCUGCUCUCCUUUUCGGCCGCGGUAGCCGGUGCCGGUGUGAGGACUGGGCUCAGUCUCCAGGCCAGAAUGCCCGUUGCAAGGAGUUGGGUGUGUCGGAAGACGUACGUCACCCCCAGGAGGCCCUUUGAGAAAUCACGACUUGAUCAGGAAUUGAAACUGAUUGGUGAAUAUGGACUGCGGAACAAGCGGGAAGUUUGGCGAGUGAAGUUCACCUUGGCCAAGAUCCGUAAAGCUGCCCGGGAGCUGCUCACCCUGGAUGAGAAGGAUCAGAGGCGCCUUUUUGAGGGCAAUGCCUUGCUACGUCGUCUCGUCAGAAUCGGGGUGCUGGAUGAGGGCAAGAUGAAGCUGGAUUACAUCCUGGGCCUGAAAAUCGAAGAUUUCCUGGAGCGGCGUCUCCAAACCCAGGUCUUCAAGCUGGGCUUAGCCAAAUCCAUCCAUCACGCUCGGGUGCUCAUCCGCCAACGACACAUCCGCGUGAGGAAACAGGUAGUGAACAUCCCUUCGUUCAUCGUCCGCCUGGAUUCUCAGAAGCACAUUGACUUCUCCCUCCGCUCACCCUACGGCGGGGGCCGUCCAGGUCGCGUCAAGAGGAAGAAUGCCAAGAAGGGCCAGGGCGGGGCCGGCGGUGGGGACGAUGAGGAGGAGGAUUAAGCUGUGGGGCAGAGGAAGGGGGCCAAUCAUGCCUGCCUUACUGUACGAUUACACAAUAAAAAAUAUUUGUGGGAGAGAA